Messenger RNA from Schistosoma bovis, 2085 nucleotides. NCBI's taxonomy places the organism in Eukaryota, Metazoa, Platyhelminthes, Trematoda, Strigeidida, Schistosomatidae. The record is from the annotation of a GenBank genome assembly.
AUGGAAGCUGGUGAUCAUCGUAGAUCCGGAGGGCACGAUUAUCGUCGUCACACAUCUGGACAUAUACACUCAUCUGAUUCACAUCCACGUACAUUUAGCGGAGGUGCAACACAUAGUGAAGUUGGUGAAGGCGGUGUAGGCGGUCUUGUUGGUGAUAGUCACGGUGGUCAUUCAUUCGGUGGUCACGAACAAGGCGGAGUAAUGGAUGCUACAUUCAUCUGGAAAUUAACUAAGCUUGGAAGAAUUGGAUCAUCACGGCUGCGAUUUGAUGAUGAUUUUGCUGAUAGGCUUAACUAUCAGUAUACUGGGGUAUUGAUGUUUCUUUUCAUUGGUCUUAUUGGAAUUCGACAAUAUGUUGGUAAACCUAUUCAAUGUUGGAUUCCACAAGAGUUUACACGUGGUUGGGAAGAAUAUGCUGAGAAUUAUUGCUGGGUAUCUAAUACUUAUUUUGCUCCAUUACAGCAUAGUUUACCUCCAGCCCCGGAUAGAGAGAUGUUACUUAUUGGUUACUAUCAAUGGGCACCAAUUGUAAUGGCUAUACAAGCUAUGUUAUUUUAUUUACCAUGUCUUAUAUGGCGUUUAUUUAUGGCUCAGUCAGGUUUCAACGUUAGACGUAUUCUACAAAUGUCAUGUGAUUCUAAUGUUCUACUACCAGAGCAUACAAUGAAAAAUGUACGCUUUAUAGCUCGUUAUAUGGAAGGCUGUAUUUAUAGACAAAGAGAUUAUAGGAAAAGAAAAUUAUCAACAGUUUUAGGAUUUUCUCCUACAAGUUACACUGGUCUUGGACAAUCACCUCAUAUACAUGUUCAUCAACACUAUUCACCCUCUUAUCCUCCUCAUCUUCAUCAACAACAACAACCACAUUCACAUCUGCACCAUCCCCCUCCACCACCACCACCUCAUUCACAUACCCAGUCACCACCAUAUAUGCCUACAAGUCAUUUUCAUCAGCAAUUACCAACAGUUAAUUCAAGACAAUCACCUAUAGGCGGUGAUGAAAAUCGUUACAAUAAUGAUCAUCAAAUAGAAUCCACAUUGAUUACAUCACCACGUCGUGAUUCUAAUACAUCAUUAUUCGAUAAAAUCAGACAUAGUUUCUCUAUAGAUGAUAAUAAUAAAAAAAGUAAAAAACGAUUACCAUCUGUUACAGAAGAAGCUAAUACAUUAGUUACAACAAUGGAAACAUUAAAUUCUAGAAAUAGUGGUGAUUAUCAUCCAAUGCUUGGACGUUUAAAAAUUGAUGAUAGUCAUACUCAACAAAAUAUAACAACAAAUGUGAAUACAACAAAUUCAUAUCGUUCUAUUCAUACAUUAUCACCUACAUUAUAUAAAUCACAAGAAAAAUCAUCAUUAAAUUUACAUAAGAAACAACAUUUACAUUAUUGUUGUACAUGUUUUUGUGGUAAACGUCAGGGAAAUUUUUUAGUUCUCUUAUAUUUUUUCACUAAAUUCUUAUAUUUAACAAAUAUUAUUGGACAAUUAUUUAUGAUGGAAAAAUUUGUUGGUAAUGAUAGUACAUUUUAUGGAUUUCGUGUAUUAUAUGAUUUAUUAAAAGGACGUGAAUGGUUUCAUUCGGGUAAUUUUCCACGUGUAACAUUUUGUGAUUUUGAAGCGAAAAAACUUGGAAAAAAUCAUAACUACACUUCCACAUCAUCUUAUAAAUGUGAUUGUCUUAUUUUUAAUCAAAUCUAUUAUACUAUACUGUUGAUUGUGAAACUCGUAAUCUUAUUAACAUCAGCUUUGUAUAUUCUGCUAAUUGUUAACAUUGAUACCUUAUAAUCAUUAAACUGAAAGUUGUUAUUCACAAAUGAAAUUAAUCAGCAAAGAAAUGUAUAUGGAAAUAAAAACAAUUAUCAUAUAAGAAAGACUAGCUAUUACCAUUUCACAAAUGAAUAUAAAUGGUAACUAAUCAUUGUUUAAAGGAAAUUUUAAAAUAAAAUAUCAUGAAUUCAUUUAUUUCAUGGAUUCUCCUCCGUUGUUUAUAAUCUAGAACCAAAGUAUUAAUCAUGAAAAAGAAAUAACUUUACAGAUUUUAUAUCAGAACCGUCUAGAAUAAACUGAGUCAAAAUGUAAAGACAAAAGAAC